ACCCUUCUUGCAGAGCAUGUUAACAACUUACAGAAAUUAUGCAGACUAUGUGGAAAUUCAACAAAAAAUAAUGAACGGACUAGUAAAACAAACUUCUCCAUGGAACUUCUGCAGCUAUAUGACAUAGACGUUUUUAAAGAUAUUCCAUCUGUUCAUCCCGAAUUCGUAAGUAUCAUAAGUAAGUUUCGUCAGCAUCUUUCAUCAUUGAUGAUUUAAACAAAAUGGCUGACACACUGUGGAUGAGCAUGUUGCUCAACUCCUCUUAUGGCGUUAGUCAAAGGGGAGAACAUAUGCGUGACAGAGAAAGGUUUACAGUGUCGAAGUCCUUCGAUCAGCUCUAGGUAUUAAGGGGUUCGAAAUGAUCGCACUCAACCCACAAAGCAUUUAUGGACUAACAUCAACCGAUGUUGGACUGCUUGUUGGAAACGCUUUGCGAAAUUCUUAAGGGAACAUUAGAAUGGUUAUUAAACCUUCUGACCAACAACACUGGAUAUCAAUCAAGGAAAUAACUGGUGGGUUUUUGUUGAUGGACUCUAAGAAAUCGCAGCCAAAAUACUUGAACACGGACGAAAUGGGACUGAUUGUUCGUGAAAACUGCGAAACACCAGGGGCAGUCCAUUUUGUUUUUAAAACAUCUAAGGAAAUUGUUGUGGAUAAGACAAGGAUGGAAGAGGACACGUUGAAAGGAACGAUGGGUACAAAUCUAGAAAAAGAAGUGACAGACACGAUGGAAGAAGGCGUGUGGAAAGGAACGAUGGCUGGUGGUUCAGGUACACAAGAUUCUGAAGAUGUCAUAGGGGGGACCUCAGGCUGA
This is a messenger RNA of Saccostrea cuccullata (small rock oyster), 814 nucleotides long. RefSeq lists its product as uncharacterized. NCBI's taxonomy places the organism in Eukaryota, Metazoa, Mollusca, Bivalvia, Ostreida, Ostreidae. The transcript has 4 exons. The record is from RefSeq and is a predicted model, not a curated record. The coding region runs from base 458 to 814 and encodes 118 amino acids.